Molecule: messenger RNA, 1239 nt
Organism: Chironomus riparius
Lineage: Eukaryota; Metazoa; Arthropoda; Insecta; Diptera; Chironomidae
Source: the annotation of a GenBank genome assembly
AUGAAUAUUUGGGACAUACCCUUUUCUGCGGUAACAAUUUGUCCAACCGGUGGUAUAAACUUAUCAGCGUCAAUUCUCAAAAAUAUAACAGGCAAUGUGAAUAAAAGAAUUACACAUGUGAAAUGGAGACAUGAUGAAUAUCAUUCUAGUAAACUUUUCACAGAAAUUGUGACACAUGAGGGAUUUUGCUACACUUUCAACAUGAUGAACUUUUAUGAUCUUUUUGAAACAGAUGUUGCAUUUGAGAGUUUAGAAAAUUUAAAAGAUAAAACUAAACAUCCAAAUACGGCUUGGGAUUUGCAAGAAGGAUAUAAAAACAGCGAUCCGUUUACUUAUCCAUUUCGAAUAUCAGGUUCUGGAGAAAAUGGAGGUUUAAAAUUUCAAAUUUGGAGAAAAAUUAGUGAAGUAAAAGCUAUAAAAACUCUGGUCAAGGGAUUUAAAUUAGUUAUACAUCUACCUUGUGAGCUACCUAUCUUUGAUCAACAAUAUUUUAGAUUUCCUCUUGAAAAGUCUGCAACUUUGAUUAUUCGACCAUCAAUGACUGUUACAGAAGGUUUAGAUGCAUACUCGACUGAUACGAGACAAUGCUAUAUAGAGGGAGAGAAAAAGCUUGUUUAUUUCAAAAAGUAUACAAGAGCAAACUGUUUGCUAGAGUGUCUUGUUAAAUAUACCAUCGAAAUAUGUGGAUGUGUUCAUUUUUCUUUACCUAGAAAAAUUGGCGAAAAAGUUUGCAAUUCUUCAAUGGAAAAUUGCUUUUAUCAAGCAAAAAAGAAAUUGGCAUUGCAAAAAAUGAAAGACAGUUUAAACAAAAAUAACAAUUAUGGUGAAGUAGAAAAAAGCUCAUGUAAAUGUCUCCCGUCAUGCACCAGUCUCUUUUAUGAAGGAGAAAUAAGUCAAGAUGAUAUUCGAUAUUUCUCUAAGAGCGAAAGAAUUUUAGAUGCAUACAGAUCGGUUGUUUCAAUUUUAUUCAAGGAUGAUGACUUCUUGUAUACUCAAAGGUCAGAAAUUCAUGGAUGGGCAGAUUUUAUAGCAAAUGUUGGUGGAUUACUUGGUCUUUUUCUUGGAGUAUCCAUUCUUUCAAUUGUUGAAAUAAUCUAUUUCAUAUCAUUUCGACAGUUGAAUGAAGAAAAACAAAGUUACAGUUCCUCAAAUUUUUCCAGAAAAUCUUCUUUUGCAAAAGAUUUAAACAAUAUUUCAAAAUCAGCAUCAAUUUCAUUAGAUAAGUCAUUAAAAUUUUAA